CUUGAGUUUCAGCAUGGCACCACUGAAGGCAGUCUUCAACCACAAGAAUGCAGUCCUCGUUGCGCAAAUAGAUGCUCGAACACACAGUACAAGAAGCCAUGUUUGUUCUUCUGCCAAAAGUGCUGUGCCAAAUGUUUGUGUGUGCCUCCUGGAACCUAUGGCAACAAGCAGGUCUGCCCGUGCUAUAACAAUUGGAAGACCAAAAGGGGUGGCCCCAAAUGCCCUUGA
Molecule: messenger RNA, 228 nt
Organism: Abrus precatorius (Indian licorice)
Lineage: Eukaryota; Viridiplantae; Streptophyta; Magnoliopsida; Fabales; Fabaceae
Product: protein GAST1-like
Exons: 2
Source: RefSeq, a predicted model, not a curated record